Molecule: messenger RNA, 2598 nt
Organism: Phlebotomus argentipes
Lineage: Eukaryota; Metazoa; Arthropoda; Insecta; Diptera; Psychodidae
Product: coiled-coil domain-containing protein 6
Exons: 6
Coding region: 201-1568 (455 amino acids)
Source: RefSeq, a predicted model, not a curated record
GUUGGAUUUCAGGAAGGCCGAAAACGGGGUUUUCAUGGAGGAAAAGGUGCUCGUGAGUGUGGAAAAAAGGCCCUAAAUCGCAUUUUCUGGCCGGAAAGGCAUCACAAAGGCGCCCUUAGAGGUCGCAAAAGGCACUGAAUUUCCCAGCGCAAGAAGUCAAAGUGCGUGCAAAUUGAGGUGCGAGAAAAACCUAGGAAAACAUGGACAGUCCGUGCGAGUCUGAGAGUUCCCUGGACGGAGUCAUGCUGCCGCCCAGCCCGGUUUCCCGGGAGCAACUGACGAAGCGGAUCGAGAGCCUGCAGCAGCAGAAUCGCGUGCUCAAGGUCGAGAUGGAGACGUACAAGAUCCGCGUGAAGGUGCUGCAGGAGGAGAACCGCGCCCUGCGCCAGGCUUCAGUCAUAAUUCAAGCGAAGGCGGAGCAGGAGGAGGAGUACAUCUCCAACACGCUGCUGAAGAAGAUCCAGGCGCUGAAGAAGGAAAAGGAGACGCUGGCGCACCACUAUGAGCGCGAGGAGGAGUGCCUGACGAACGACCUGUCGCGCAAGCUGGACCAGCUGCGCCAGGAGAAGUGCAAGCUGGAGCAGACGCUGGAGCAGGAGCAGGAGUGUCUGGUGAACAAGCUGAUGCGCAAGAUCGAGAAGCUAGAGGCCGAGACGCUGGCCAAGCAGACGAAUCUGGAGCAGUUGCGGCGCGAGAUGAUCGAGCUGGAGAAUACGCUGGAGCAGGAGCAGGAGGCGCUGGUGAACAAGCUGUGGAAGCGCAUGGACAAGCUGGAGGCAGAGAAGCGCUCGCUGCAGAUCAAGCUGGACCAGCCCGUGUCGGAUCCCACCAGCCCCAAGUACGAGGAGCUGUCGGCGGCCACGAACGGCGACACGGCCACGAAUCUCAGCUCGCACAUCCAGACGCUGCGCUCGGAGGUGAUUCGCCUGCGCGCCAAUCUGGCGGCGGCGCAGAAGGAGACGCAGGAGAAGAUGGCGCAGUUUGCGCAGGAGGAGCGCUGCAUUGGGCUGCGCGAGGAGAACCUGCGCCUGCAGCGCAAGCUGCAACUGGAGGUGGAGCGCCGCGAGGCGCUGUGUCGCCACUUGUCGGAGUCCGAGUCGUCGCUGGAGAUGGAGGAGGAGCAGCGCCUGGGCGAGGGCGGUCUGCUGGCCGGCAUGCACCACCGCCAGCGCACCACCAGCAGCCCCGUGCCGUACAGCCCGUCGAGCAGCCGUCCGCUGAGCCCGGGCACGGCCAGCCGCCACUGCGUCUCCUGCGGACAACUGCUGGUGCCUCCAUCGUCCACUCCUUUGGCCAAUGUUUUCCAUCCUAUUGUUUCAGCACCCAUUUCUGGUCGCCGCACGAGCGAGAGAUUCAUCAAGCCAGCAAUUCCCACGCCGUCGCUCGCCGGCGUCUCCAGCAGCGCCGCCAUGGCGUCCGCGGCGGCCACGCUGACGGUCAGCAACCCGCCGGCCGGCGGCCAAGCGGCCAACUCUCCGCAGCAAGCGGCGAGCGUCUCGUUUCCGGGCAGCAACAGCGCGUUCAUCCAGCCGGCGAGUCCGAUGGACACGUCCGUGUGCAAGGACUAAGCGUCUUCCUGCCAACGCGCAUGAUUUUACCUUUGCAUUUACGAGCGGCGAGUUAAGUUUACUCGGAGAGGAGUUUGUUUUGCAUAACACUUUCAUCACUUUGCGAGAGACUCGACGAAUUAUUCCUUUUGAGCAUCGCUUUGCUGUUCGCCAAUGAGUCGCGGGGGCAAUGAGUGGAUUUUGGAACGCGCGAACGAGGAUGAAUAUAUAUGCAUAUAUAUUGAAGUUCUUUUUUAGCAUACAAAGACACGUUAAAUGUAAGAUUGGAGAAAGGAAUAGAAUUUAGGAGAUUUAAGCUGAGAAUUGUUCUAAUCGUGCACAGUUUUAUGCGAUUUUCAAGUCACAUUUAUUUUGCCUUCUGUGCUAUUCUUACGUAUUCAUAUAGAAUGUACCUACUUUUAUCACCUUUUCUGGGUUUUUGGGAAACCGCUAAGGUUCUUUAUGACUUAUUAUAGCUUCCUCCUGAAUUGGGGAGAUCCAUGGAAAUCAUUUCAUUAUUAUAUCGCGUGUGUGUGUAAAUAGGAAGAAGUGGAGAGAAGACGAAAGUCACUAAAAAAAUACAUGAAAAGUCGUUUAACAAUUAAGAUAGUUGCAAGAAUUGACCGUUUCUUUUAGAGAACUAUUUUGGAAGAAGAAAGAAAAAUUUCAAUGCGAACUUUUGCCAAAAAAAAUGAAGAAAAAUUUAAUGAAUGUCACACAAUUUCAAAGAAAGAGAAAAAAUUCAAAAGAACAUAUUUGCCUUAAUGUGCUUAGAUGUGUAAGGAUAAGAAAAAAAAAUCUCUAGGAAUAUCAAGUAAAAUAAUCAAGAGAGGAUGAAAGAAACUAUUUUAGGUGUUUAACUUUUUCGAGAGGCGGCGAGAGAAAGGAGUGUAAAAUUGGUGGAUUAAUGUCCGGAAAGAGCAGAUAAGUCUCGUUCUUAUAGUCUAUUCCAAGUGUAGAGUGAAGAGAUGAAAUUAAGGAUGAAAAUUAUUAACACAAUUAAUGUGAUGAAUUAACAUGAUAUAAAUAAAUUUAGCUUUUUUUCUAGAAA